AUGGAUGCAGAUAAUUCAGAGUUAAUACGAUUAAGACAGGAGAACUCUGACUUAAUAGCAAAGCUUGCAUCAAUGAAAUCCCAAAUUGAUAUGACAAAUGUAGUAACCACCCAAUUAGAAACAGUUUGUGCGAAAAAUAUUUCAUUAGAGAAAGAAAUUCGUGAUAUACAGGGAAAAUAUGAUGAUUUGGCAAGACGAUUAAAGAUUUCUGUCGAUAGAAAUCAAGAACUUCAAAGUCAGGUUGAAUCUAUUCAGUUACAGGGUAGUUCAAACUCAUCUAAAGAAGUGGAAAAUCUCAAAAAUAACAUUAUUGUCUUACAGAAAACAAUUAACGAAUUGCGGAAUAAUAAUCAGACAUUUUCACAGAAAGUCGAUAAAUCGAUGCAAGACUUAAAUGAAUCGAAAGAAAUUACAAACAGUAUACUUUCUGCUGCCGAAAAUUACUUUGAUACAAAAUUCUCAAAUCCAGAAGCCUUAAAAUUCCGAUUUUCCCAAAAAGAAGAACCCAAAACCACUACAAUUGUAGAAACAAGUAAUAACUCUUCAGAAUAUGAACUCAUAGCUCUCUGCCAAGAAAUUAAAAAGUUAAAGAAAAUAAAUCGUCGUCUUUUAGCAGAUAAAGACGGAUUAGUUCAUGACUUUCAACUUCAAGAGCAAAAGAAUAAAGAUAUUUUAGAUUCAACUACUCGUCAAUUCCAAAAUCAAAUUUCAAACUUGAAAUUAGAAAAUGAUAAACAACAUAUUCUCAUUAAAGAGCUUACAACUAAGAAUGGAGAUCUCGCUACUGCUAUUGCAAAUCAGAAAAUGCAAAUUAUUACAGAGCAAAAUGGUCAAACAGCUCAAUUAAAGGACGAAAUACAUGAAUUAGAAGCAAAAUUAACAGAACGAGAUAGUAAUAUUAAACAGCUAACAGAUAUGAACUCAAAUCUUAAGAAAGAAAUGUCUAAUCUUACAAAUAAAUACAAAUCAUCUCAAAAUGCUAGUAAACUCUUAAAAGACGAGUUAACAGAGGCCAAUAGAGCCAAAAUAGAAAUCAAAUUCAAUUAUGACCAUGCAUUAGCUAAAAUUGAAGAUUUAACUCAGCAAUUAAAUUCAUCAGAAUCAAGAUACAUGAGUAAAGAGUCAGAUUUCAGAGGAGAAGAAGAGAAGAAUAAAGUAUUAUCAUCACAGUUAUUACAAAUCAAAACGGAAAACGCUAAAACAAUCAAAAUUUUAUCUGAUGAACAAAUUAAAUCAAACAAUCAACAAAAUCAAAUAGAAAAGCUUACGAAAGACUUAGAAUCGGCUAAAACAUUCGGUAAUGAGCAAUCAGCCCUUGUUAACAACUUAACAAAACAAAGUCAACAAUUAUCAGAACAAAUUUCAAAAAUGGAGAAAGAAGAAAAGGAAAGAAGAUUAAGGGCAGCUACAGAAGAACGUAGACAAUUGCAAUCUCAAACAGAACCAAUCAAUAUUAAUGUUUUUGAAAACAAAGAUUUACCACAAGAAUUACAAACAUUAAUAUCAGAUAUUUCGAAGAAUCAGACACUCCGUGUACAAGCCAAAAUGAAGAAUAUAUUAACAGUUGUUGUUCAAUGGUACAAUAAAGCAAUUACAGAUAAAAACAAUGAUAUAGAUAAAAAUCAAACAAAAUUAAAACAAAUUUCUGAAAAAUUUGAACAAGUUUUAGAUGUUUUAACAAGAAAUCUCGGUAUAGAAAUGUCAUUAGAUGAUUUAAUUAAAUCAGAACAAGGAUUGACAACAAUAUCUAAUACAUUAGCUGAGAAAGGAUAUCAGAUACAAGAAGACAAAAAAUUUGACGAUCAAAAAGAAAAAAUUGUUUUAGAAAUUUUGUCAAUUUUAGGUGCAAGAAAUGAAGACGACGCAAUAACUAUUAUACAACAAAUGAUUGAUGAAAUACAAGCAUUGCAUGCUAAUAUAAAAGAUAUACGCAGGCAAAACAAAUCCAUUAUUAAAGCCGCUAAACAAAGAGAUGAAGAAUGUAUUUCAAAAUUAAGUGAAUUAGAAAAUGAAGCAACAGAAAUCUCAGACAAAGCAAUGAAACUUGAGACAGAAAACAAAUCUCUUCAAUCAAAGAUUAAAGAAUUACAAGAUCAGCUUGCACAAGAACAAGAAGAUCACUCAAGAGAAAUGAAAACAAUGGCUGAAUCUCAUGCGUUACAAAUUGAAGAAUGCGAAAAAGCUGUUAAAAAAGCAAACGAAAGAACAAGAGAAGAAAUACAAAAAAGAGCGGAUAUCGAAGAAAACUUAAGACAAGAAUCAAAUGAGAAAGAGAAGAUACAGAGAUCUUUACAAUUAAUGCACAGUUCGAAGAAGAAAUAUGCUGAUGAAGUUGCAAAAACUCAACAACAAAUUAAGGAAAUUGAAUUAUCUUCUCAAGAAAGAAUUAAAGCUGAAAGACAAACAAUAACAACAAGAUUUGAAGCAGUUAUUGCACAAUUAAAGGAUCAUAAUGGUGAGUAUCAAACAUCUUCUGAAAAAAUGAAACAAAAGAUCAAUCAACAAAAUGAUGAAAUUUCGGAUUUGAAUGAAAAAAUUAAACUUUUGUCACUUGAUUUACAGAAAGUUAAUAUGCAGUUGAAAUCAAAUGAAGAGCAAUACAAGAGAGAAUUAAAGCUACUGGAAAACCAAUUAACAACAAAAAUGUUGUUCAAAGAGAAAGAAUUAAAUAAUCAGUUAGGAGUUACAAAACAACAAGCAGAAUCCACAAAAAGAGCUUUAAUAGGAAGAAUAGGAAUUGAGUUUUGCUCUUUAUUUAAUACAACAGAAGAAAUUAAUGAAGAGAAUUUUGAAAAAUUUGUAGUUUUACUACGACAAAGAUUUGAUUCAUUAAUAUCAGAGAAUGCUAAAUUAAGGAGUCAAUUGCAAAUGAAGCCAAAUGUUUAA
Molecule: messenger RNA, 2886 nt
Organism: Trichomonas vaginalis G3
Lineage: Eukaryota; Parabasalia; Trichomonadida; Trichomonadidae
Product: biological adhesion protein
Exons: 1
Coding region: 1-2886 (961 amino acids)
Source: RefSeq, a predicted model, not a curated record